Desarmillaria tabescens is the source of this 1131-nucleotide messenger RNA. RefSeq lists its product as uncharacterized. Bases 53 to 805 code for a protein of 250 amino acids. Lineage: Eukaryota; Fungi; Basidiomycota; Agaricomycetes; Agaricales; Physalacriaceae. The transcript is spliced from 6 exons. The record is from RefSeq and is a predicted model, not a curated record.
GGCGUUUAUUAAGUCCCGUAAAGAAGAAACACGCAUCCUUUCUCUCACCACGAUGUCAGACCCUAGUAUUGCUUUCUAUGGGUUUCAGCCCGUUCCCAGGGAUCCAGACGUCCUCUUCCGGGACCACCCUACAGCCAGCGGUGACAAUCCUAAGCAGGAUCUCUUCGUCAUAAACGAUUUCCCCCUUCCAGAUAGUCCGUUAGUUCAGAAAGUAAAAGACUUCGUCAGCGAACAUCUAGACGAACAGACUUUUAACCACAGCAACAGAGUCUACGUUUAUGGUGUUGCCCUGACUCGCACCCAUUUCCCUGCAUGGUCUUAUGACCUUGAAACGUAUUAUCUUGCAUGCCUUCUUCAUGAUAUCGGCACUGCCGACCGGUUUCUCUCCACCACGAAGCUGUCUUUUGAAUUCAAGGGCGCCAUUGUUGCCCGUGAUCUUAUCUUGCAACUUGGAGGCGCUGAAGACCAGGCAGACAGUGUCUGUGAUGCCGUCGUGCGGCACCAGGACAUCUUUGUCAAAGGUGGCAAUAUCACUAUGAUCGGGCAAGUUCUGCAACUUUCAACUAUUCUCGACAACGUGGGCCUCCGUGCAAACCUCAUUCAUCCUAAACUCGUUGAAACCACGACGGCGACCUUUCCACGUAGAGGCUGGUCAGAGCAUUUUGCCCUCGUGGUUGAAAAGGAGCUUUCUCUCAAGCCAUGGUGUCAUACAUCUUCCUUUGAAGUUCCCAAUUGGAAGGAAGGCAUCCCAAGUAAUUUCGCCGGAGAUGUUAGGAGAAAUGAGGUAAUGAGAUCGUUUGAUUGAGCGGCGUUCCGUCCUUCAGUGACUUCGAAUGAAAUGUCGUCGAUUGCGAAGCUAUAUUCUUGAUAAACGAACCCCGAGACUUCUGGUAUCGCUUUCUAACUUAUUUCCGCUUGUAUUCUGCCGCGAAACACGGUGUUGUCCGCGGAGCUUCCCGCUUCUUGAUAUAGUACCCAUACUUAUCCUAACAAUUUGGAAGCUUUCGAGGUAUUACAAUUGUAAACUUGUAAAUUAUAGGACUGGAAACAUUGACGUCAAAUUGUAGUAGUGCUUGGCUCUUUUUCGUCGCCCUGAUGUGUAGCUAGUACUCAGUUGUUUGCUUGCUCAAC